Papilio xuthus (Asian swallowtail) is the source of this 3385-nucleotide messenger RNA. RefSeq names its product potassium channel subfamily K member 1. Gene Ontology annotation, biological process: potassium ion transmembrane transport; stabilization of membrane potential. The transcript has 5 exons. Gene Ontology annotation, molecular function: potassium ion leak channel activity; outward rectifier potassium channel activity. Gene Ontology annotation, cellular component: plasma membrane. Bases 465 to 1652 code for a protein of 395 amino acids. NCBI's taxonomy places the organism in Eukaryota, Metazoa, Arthropoda, Insecta, Lepidoptera, Papilionidae. The record is from RefSeq and is a predicted model, not a curated record.
ACAAUCAUUAUUUGCGUACUGUGUUCGCACCCUUAUUGAUAUUCUUUUAUCGGCUACCGUCGAGUGGGUCGAACAGUUGUCUGUGGGGUCUCUAGCGCAUCACACGUACCUGGUCAAAAGACAGAUUGUCAAAAAUCUUUUAAACUUGUUGCCGUAUACAAUGCAUCAUAAUGUCGCUUCCUGAUCACAUCAACACGUCCGAAGUGGCCGCGCUUUUCUUUGAGCCUAAUCAUCCGAAAAGAUUCUUCAAGUACAGUUGACCGAAACUCAUCUCCGUUGAGAUCUUACUACUACGAUCUGGUAACGGAAAGUUGAUAUCGAACUUUUGAACUUUUUCACGUGUUUAUUUUGCAUAAUAAUGUUUUAGUAAUCGACUCGCUAUUCGCUGCAAUUUAUACCCUCAAAGUGUUAUUAUAGUUCAAAAAUAUCCUUUUUAAAAAAAUCGUCGUUGAAAAUUUUACAAAAUGUUGGAGAAGCCGAAAUACACUCGUAUUCAGUCGUACGGGAGUAUGACGUCAUCGAGAAGUGAUGACGACAUGACUGUACACAGCCAGCUGUUCCCGUAUCCAAAAAAGAUGGUGGUCGAAAGAGAGAUUCUGUACGAAGAGGAACAUCCGCCAUUCCAGCCGCUGUUUGCUACAACCAGGAUCUUCGGGAAGGCGAGAUUCACUUGUCUAAUGGCGCUGUAUCUCUGCUUCUACGUGUUUUAUUUAAUCUCAGGGGCUAUAGUAUUCUCUUCAUUGGAAUAUCCCUUCGAAAACGACAUCCGCGUCAGCGUGUUUCGCGCCAAACAUGACUUUAUGGCCCGCAACCCGACCGUCUUAGAGGGUGACCUGGAGGCGCUGCUGGAAGAGGUGAUCAAGGCAAGCAACCGCGGCGUGUCGGCCUCCAAGAACGUCACUAGUGGUCCCAAUUGGAGCUUCGGACAGUCGCUGUUCUUCUCGUCCACAGUCGUUACUACUAUCGGUUAUGGUCACGUUACUCCGUUGUCGAAGCCAGGCAAGCUGUUCUGCAUGGUGUACGCGCUGCUGGGUAUCCCCCUCACCUUGGUGUUGCUGUCGGCGCUGGUGGAGCGACUGCUGCUGCCAGCCACCGCGCUGCUGAGAGCCCUCAACGCAGCUUUGGGACAUCUCUACCGACCUUUCACUAUACGACUAGUACACCUCAUGAUUAUCGUAACGACAUUCGUGGUGUUCUUCAUCCUGGUGCCGGCGGCGAUUUUUGCGAGCCUGGAACCGGAGUGGGACUUCCUGGACUCGCUGUACUACUGCUUCAUCUCCCUCACCACCAUAGGCCUCGGCGACUACAUCCCCGGCGACUCACCCGAACAGCCCUACCGUCCGCUCUACAAGGUUGCUACAACACUAUACCUCAUCACCGGGUUGACGUUCCUGAUGUUGACGCUAACGGUCUUCUACGACAUCCCGCAACUGAACCUGAGCACGGUCUUCUCAUCGAUGAAGCUGGACGAGGACCCGGAGAAGAUGAGGCUGAGCGGCUCCGCGGGACCCGGGUACGGUAUCGGCGGGCUGGUGAUGCGUGACCACUACGACCAGCGCCGCUCCGUCGUCCACAUCCGACCUCACCUGGAUGACAGCCCCAGCCCCGAGGACACCACACCCGUGCACGCGAGGGAUAUUCGCCUCCAUUAAAAAAAAAUUGUCUAUACCUACUAUCAUUUAAUUGUAAUGUCAACUUUUUUUUUUAAUUGAAUCAAAUCUCAAUGACAUUGGAUGGUUAUGAAAUAUAUAUUAGUUAUUUUAUUAGAUCAGAGAAAAAAGUAUGAUAUCUUAAUUGUAAUAAAUGUCAUUUUUAAUAAAUCUAUGUGUUAUGAUGUAAGUGUAUUCUAGACAUAGGAAUUAACAAUUCCUUACGUAAAAGCAAGAUAGUUUUUAAUUAAUUGAAUUUUUUGAUACUUACUUUUCAAACGACAUCUUAGUUUUUUCUAUUCCAACUGCAAAUAUUUUCAAAAUUCCUUUUGUCACAAUAGAAAUUUUAUGGUAAAUACGGAUUUCUUUUACAUCGGUUUUAAGACAAUUAUCGCUACCUUAAUAAUAAUAACCUUUAAGUGGCGUAAGCUUAGCCUCAGUAUAUUUUAUGUAUGUAUCUGUCUUCACUCGCGCUGGAAGAUUUUCCCGCGUAUUAAAUUUCAUAGAUAACGAAAAUUAAUGUCAUAUGUCAACCACAGACGAUUUUUCGUGUGUAAAAUGUGUUUAAUUUGCAUAAUAUUUUAUUAGGUGUGUAGUAAAUUGUGGCACAAAAUAACAUAUAUUUUUUAAUAGCCAAAUUAUCAAUUUUUCACGAUUCAAAAAAUAAUUGCAUUUAUACUUGAAAGUGGAGAAGUUACCAUAAUGUGUGCCAUUCACGGUAAUCUUGUAUGAAAUCAUGUUUAAAACUUUUAACGUGAAACUUUUUAAUAAAUCAUCCAAUUUAAAAAACAAGGGUAAAAAAACAUAUAAUUUUUUGGCAUAGUAAUUUACUUGAACUUAGUUCGUAAUAAGACUGAAAAAAAAUGAUAUUUUCUACACAAAUGAUUUUGUAAUCAGUAAAGGAAAGUAACAUCUAUAAAGUAUACGCCUUGAAAACAUAUGUACAACAAAAACCUUAAUUAUCAAUGUCAUAUCAUAACAAUCCUUUAUAAAAAAGAUAUGUAAACGUAAACAAGACAAAAACCCUUAAGUUGAAAUGUAGUCGUAUUAUUUUAUAAAUCAAAAUAAUAGAAAGAAAAUAUACCUGAAAAAAGAUAUAACUAGUAGGCAAAAAUUCUAUAGCUCUAUGUAUGAAUUAAUAAAUUAUUUACAAAAAUGCUGGAAGUAAAUAAAAAUAUAUUUGAUGUCUAUACGAAUAUGUUAAGUAAUAAAUCUAUAGGACUAGAUAUUAUCAGCUAUAGAAAAUAAAAUAUAUAUCUAUUUACCCAUUAUGUUGCCAUUAAUUAAUAAAAAUAUUUUAUAAAUUAAUAGAUACCUGAUAUUAUAUGAUAAUACUAUGCACCUUAUUUAUAUUAUGAAUCGAGACGAAAAAAAUACUUUCGUAUAAUUUGGUCCUAUAAAAAUGUAAUAACAAAUUUAUUUAAAAGAUCACUCUUAAACUCUACUGAAAGCAGCGUAACAAUGGAAACAAAGGUACUUGCGACUGUACAGGGAACAUAAUAUGUAAAAUUCUUUAUUAUUUGCUUUUUAUGACCGUAGGUUAUAUAAAUAUAAAUGCCUACAAUGUAUCAACUUUAGAAAACUAUCACAAAUAAUAUUUACAAGUUAGUUUUUAUCUAUGAUUACUAAAUAGAUUGUAGUGGAUAGCCAAGUUAUAAAAUAAAAUUCCUUUGAGUGGUAGGAGGAACGUUAAACCAAAUUAUAUAUGUGUAUAAAUAAAGAAAUAAAUACUUGUA